Molecule: messenger RNA, 1286 nt
Organism: Zeugodacus cucurbitae (melon fly)
Lineage: Eukaryota; Metazoa; Arthropoda; Insecta; Diptera; Tephritidae
Gene: shams
Product: glucoside xylosyltransferase 1
Exons: 4
Coding region: 210-1181 (323 amino acids)
Biological process (GO): protein O-linked glycosylation via N-acetylgalactosamine
Molecular function (GO): UDP-xylosyltransferase activity
Source: RefSeq, a predicted model, not a curated record
AUAUUUUGAAUAUCAAUCAUUGUAUCUCUAUACUAUGAUAUUAAUUUUAAACAACUUAACAAAAAUUAAAAAAAUUAAAAUGCGAAUUCGAUAUAUAAGUAUAAUGAUGGUAUUAUUAGUAAUAACGUGUUUUUAUGUAAUUUUUCAUCGAAGGGUUCUACGUAUAAAAUCCUCGUUAAUAAAUAAAACACAUUCUAAAAUAAAUUGGUAUGCGUAAAUCUGCUCAAUCAUACAACAUAGCGUUUGUUGUAUGUGGCCAUCGAUUGCAGGAAUCGCUUGUGAUGAUAAAAUCGGUUCUCCUUUUUAACAAAAAUGAUGGAGAGAAUGUUCACUUCUGGAUAUUUUCUGAAGAUAAACUGAUAAGUGAAUUUGUUGAACGGUUAAAUGUUUGGCGAAAUUUGAUGCAUUUCAGUUUUGAUGUUAAUCCUCUGACUUUUCCAAAACAGAAUCAGAAGGAGUGGCAAUCUCUAUUUAAACCGUGUUCAUCGCAGAGGCUUUUUUUGCCGCUGUUACUUCCUGAAGUUGAUUCCGUUUUGUAUGUCGAUACGGAUGUGGUUUUCUUGUCUCCUAUAUCAGAUAUUUGGAAAUAUUUUGAUCGAUUUAAUGCAUCACAAUUCGCAGCUUUAACCUCCGAACAUGAAGAUGAAAACAUCGGUUGGUAUAAUCGAUUUGCACGACAUCCUUAUUAUGGUCGUAUGGGAGUAAAUUCGGGUGUAAUGCUCAUGAACCUUACCCGUAUGCGCAUUCACAAUUGGGUUUCACAUAUUGUUCCCAUAUAUAAUGAGUACAAGCUACGUAUCACAUGGGGUGAUCAAGAUAUAAUAAAUGUAUUUUUUUAUUACACUCCAGAUGCUCUUUUGCUUCUGCCUUGUCAGUACAACUACCGGCCAGAUCAUUGCAUGUAUAUAAGUGUUUGUAAUGCAUCCAGCGAAGGAAUAAAACUGAUGCACGGCAAUAGGGGUUACUUCCACAACAAUAAGCAACCCUUGUUUAAGGCGGUGUAUGAAACAGUUGAAAGCUAUAAAAUCGCUUCAAAUCCAUACUACAAUUUUGUAAUACCAUUAAAAGCGUCAUUAAAUGAAAGUAUCGUAAAAGAAACAAAUUGUGGCCUACUGACUCAAGAAACUAUUCAUGUUGCAAAUAAAUUAUUUGGAAGGUAUCAAAUGUCUAUGUAUGACUGAAUGUAACAUAUGUAUGUUUAGUGUUAUAAUAACUAAUGGUACAGGAACUAACUUGGACGAAAGUUUUAUUUUCUGGAUAAUAAACCGUUUUCAAUGAAACCUUCA